Messenger RNA from Aureococcus anophagefferens, 678 nucleotides. RefSeq lists its product as hypothetical. NCBI's taxonomy places the organism in Eukaryota, Pelagophyceae, Pelagomonadales, Pelagomonadaceae. The transcript has a single exon. The coding region runs from base 1 to 678 and encodes 225 amino acids. The record is from RefSeq and is a predicted model, not a curated record. Gene Ontology annotation, molecular function: glycosyltransferase activity.
AUGGGCGCGACGGUCGUCGCCGACCGGUCCGGCGUCGCCGGAGAUUGCCCCCUCGAGGGCCGGCUCCGGCGGAAGACGGGCACGGGCGACGCCGGGUCCGAAAUUUUGUGGCUCGCGGACCCCGCGCACGCGGCGGCGCUCCAGGCCGCCGCGGGCCUGUCGCCGCCGCCCCCGGGCGCGGGCCUCCGCGUCGGCGUGCUGAACCGCAGGAGCCACCGCAGGUGGGACGCGGACGGCGCGUUCCUGAAUCGCACGCGCGCGGCGUUCCCGGACGCGACGGUCGCGGACGAGGCCUACUUCGAGGCCCUCGCCCCGGCGGCGCAGGCGGCCUGGGUCCACGCCGCGGACGUCGUCGUCUCGCCCCACGGCGCCCAGCUCUCGAACCUCGUCUUCGCGCGGAAAUGCACGGCCGUGCUCGAGCUCUUCCCCCGCCACUUCUACAUGCCCGGCUUCUACCUCGCCCUCGCGCUCCAGGCCGGCGCCGUACCCUUCGCGGGCUACGCGACGGACGACCCGGAGGGCGACCGGCCCGGCAACCGGAACCAGAAGGGCCGCUACUGGUUCAACCGCAAGUUCAAGUACCGCAAGACGGACGCGAACCCCGCCGUCGUCGCCGACGCGCUCCCGGCCCUCGCCGACGCGCGCCGGGCCUGCCUCGCCGACCUAGACGGGGGCUAG